AUGUCCCAAUUCGCUUCUUUAAAGCAUGUCGAUGGUGCAGGAGACAAAAGAUGCGAUGUGAUGCGCGCAGCCAAGUCCCUUGCUUCCGCUGUCGCUCUACCGGCCGGGAUUGCAUUCUGGAUCCGAUCGAUGAUGGCCGGCGACGAAAUGAUCGCCGGCGGAAAACAACAACCCCCGCAAGACCCUAGGACGGGAUACCACACUCCGGUAACAAGAGAUCAGGGGUUCUCACCUGCCACCGUGCAAGACGGUGGUUUUACCACUCCGAUUGAUUCUUUACCCGAUUCUACUGGAUUAGGCAGCCUCCAGCGGUCUUAUACAUCUGAUACGAAUGGGCCGGAAUCUCAGCAGCUCAGCCCCAAUGAAAUGAUCGCGCCUGCGUCAGCGGUACACUCUAUGUCCGUGAAUUUGCUAGACACUAAUGAUAUUUUUAUGGAAAACUCCGCUAAGGGUGACCCCAGGGGGGAUGUCGUCGCUAGAGGAAUUGUCAGUGAGGAGCUUGCUCGUGUCAUGUAUGAGAGGUUCACGGGUGGAUCGAAGAACUUUCUUCCUCUUUUUGAUCCGAUCAGAGACACAUUCGACUCUGUCCGUUCAAGAUCCUUGUUUUGCUUUACGGUUAUUAUCUAUCUGGCUAGUCGCGCUGUGACAGAUUUGCGCGGAGACACGCAUAUGCAGCGUGUUCUACAAGAUGAGGCACAACGUUUGGCCGAAGACAGCUUCUUCGAGCGACCCACUAAACUAGAAACAGUCCAGGGAAUGAUUCUCCUAGCUGCCUACUCUGAAAAGACAUGGUUCUCGAUUGCUCUUAUUCUUCGCACCGCCUUAGAUUCUGGAUUGGAGAAAUCUUUGGACACUUUGCUGUCCCAAGAAAAUGUACCCCGAAGUUCGCUCUCAGCUUCUAUGGCUGAUCGAGAACUGGUAUGGAAGACAAGAACCUGGUUGAUCACUUUCAUAUUGGAGUUGGACGUCGCAUCUGGUACGGGACGCAAAUCACGCAUUGCCGAGGUCGAUGUGGUGAAGCUGCGCAGAUUCCUUGACUAUCCACUCUCGCUGCCCUUUGAUAUGCGUACUGUCUGUAUUAUUGAGCUUCAUCAACUUCGAGGCAAUUCUCGUGUGGUUAUUGAUAACACUUCAACUGUUAGCGAUAUUGUGUCUACAGAACUUCCGGCCAUUAUGACAAGAUUGCAAAACUGGUGGACGACGUGGGACGAGAUCCAUGAAAGUAGGUUGGCCCUUUCUCGCUUUGAUACAACUACAAUCCGGAUCAACUCUGACUCGAACAAAUUUGAAGACAAUGGUUUUCAUAUAGGGGCGUUUCAACGCAGCAGUCUCAAGCUUAUGCUUCUCUAUGCCAGGAUCUUUGUUUUCUGUGCUUCACUGGCACGGAUUCAGAAAUUACAACCGACGUGCACGGAUUCAAACUCCGAGAUCCUUGACCAGAAUCAGACAACAGCUUAUUCGUCGGAUCGAUCUUCCACGUAG
This is a messenger RNA of Penicillium psychrosexuale, 1482 nucleotides long. RefSeq names its product fungal specific transcription factor domain-containing protein. Gene Ontology annotation, cellular component: nucleus. Gene Ontology annotation, biological process: regulation of DNA-templated transcription. NCBI's taxonomy places the organism in Eukaryota, Fungi, Ascomycota, Eurotiomycetes, Eurotiales, Aspergillaceae. The coding region runs from base 1 to 1482 and encodes 493 amino acids. Gene Ontology annotation, molecular function: DNA-binding transcription factor activity, RNA polymerase II-specific; transcription cis-regulatory region binding. The record is from RefSeq and is a predicted model, not a curated record. The transcript has 5 exons.